AUGAUGAAACUCCUUUUGUUACUCCUGAUGACUCUGCUGCUCGAAGCGCGAAGUUGGUGGUUACUCUCCGAGUUGAGCCCUGGUUUAUCGUCUUUCCAUCCGUCGACAUGCCUUCUCAUUCCGGGCUUCAACGAGAAACAAAAAGAGAUUUGCACAAAGAACGCUGAUGCGAUGAAUCAUGUGGUCUCUGGUCUACGAAUGGCUGUUGAUGAGUGUCAGAAGACUUUCUCCACCCAACUAUGGAAUUGCUCGAUAUCUGCCCGACAACCGCAAUCACUUCAGACUGGCUCAAAAGAAUCGGCCUACGUUUACGCUAUCGCUUCGGCUGGCAUGUCGCACUCAAUAGCCAAGGCUUGCUCAAAGGGUGAAAUCUCAGCAUGUUCUUGUGGUCCAAUCCCAAGCACUCAAACGAAUAAAUACAUUUGGGCGGGUUGCUCGGAUAAUGUUCGAUACGCGAACACUUUUGGGAGAAAAUUCAUCGAUGUCACUGAUAAAGAGCAAAGUGAUGCAAGAUCCCUGAUGAAUCUUCACAAUAAUCGAGUCGGCCGUCGACUUCUCUCAAAUUCAAUGAAAAAAGAGUGCAAAUGUCAUGGGGUUUCCGGCAGCUGUGUCACAAAAACGUGUUGGAAGGUGGUGCCUCAAUUUGAUGACUUUGCCUUGAAGCUCAAAGAGAAAUACGAUUUCGCGCAACAGGCCAUAUUACCCGAUGAAAGCGUUGAAUUACUCCUGAAAGAUCCACCAAUAGUGGAGGGAGCUCGAGUCGGACGAUAUCUUGAUGUCGAUAAGGAAAGAAAUCGGGUGCCAAAGAAUGACUUGGUUUAUUUGGAGACAUCGCCAGAUUAUUGCCAAAAAUCGACUCGAGGAAGAGAGUGCACGAACAAUUGUCGGACAGUCUGUUGUGGACGGGGUUGGAACACCGUUCGCGAGAUGGUUGAAGAGCCGUGCCAAUGCAAAUUCAUUUGGUGCUGUGAAGUGGAGUGCAAGACGUGUAGAAGACUCGUCGAGAAGAAUUAUUGUAGA
Messenger RNA from Mesorhabditis belari, 1020 nucleotides. Lineage: Eukaryota; Metazoa; Nematoda; Chromadorea; Rhabditida; Rhabditidae. The record is from the annotation of a GenBank genome assembly.